Cucumis melo (muskmelon) is the source of this 3002-nucleotide messenger RNA. RefSeq names its product kinesin-like protein KIN-14U. NCBI's taxonomy places the organism in Eukaryota, Viridiplantae, Streptophyta, Magnoliopsida, Cucurbitales, Cucurbitaceae. Gene Ontology annotation, biological process: microtubule-based movement. The coding region runs from base 748 to 2637 and encodes 629 amino acids. The record is from RefSeq and is a predicted model, not a curated record. Gene Ontology annotation, molecular function: ATP binding; microtubule binding; microtubule motor activity. The transcript is spliced from 10 exons.
UAUUUUUUCUUGGUGGUCAUUCUUGUCCCCCCAGAUGUUAAGAAGUUUUCACACAACCUCUCAAUCAAAGUUCUUGUGGAGUGUUCAAUUAUUGAAGCUUUUCAAAAUUUCUCUCACCACCCACCUACUUUUUUUUUCUUCUAACUCCCUAUAUUUCUUAGUUUUUUUAUAGUUAUUUUGAAAUUUUUGUUCUUGUUGAUUCCAUUCUUCUUCUUCUUCUUCUCUUUGAUGGGUUUAUUCUAGGGCUUUUCUUUUCUUCUCCCUUUUUCUCAUUCUAUUUGUACUUCUGUCCCAAACCCUUUUUAAUCUUAGUUCUUCUAACCUUUUUUGAUCUUGGGUUUUGUGAAGAACUGCCCCAUUUCCUUGGAUUUGAAUCUAUUUUCCCUUUUGCCCAUUUUCACUUCACUUGCCUUUCCCUCUUUCCCUGUUUUUGGAGAUUUUGUUGUGAUGAUUAAUGUUUGUCUUUCUAGAGAAUGAACUGUUCUCAUUGUCAUUUUCUUUUUUAUUUGAAGAAUCAUUCUUGGUUUUAGUUCAUUUCUGUUGAUUUUUUCAUUUCUCUGUUCUGUUUGGAAGGAAAGUUGGGUUGUCCUUUGUUUCUUGAAUACUGCAUUUCUCCAUUAGAGGAUCAGCUGUUCUUUUUGUUUUUGUUUUUUUUUUGCUGUUCUUCCCUUUUUUCUUUUCUUUCUUUCUUUAGUAAUGUUCAUUUGUGAAGAAAAAGAAUAGAUCUUAUUGUGUUCUGCUACUGUCAUGGAGUCAAUGAAAUCACUAUCUCCUGUGGAAUCAAACUUGGAUUUCUCUAAUGGAAUCCGUUCAACUUCGAUGUUGUCGGAUUCACCCCCGCUCACAGCUGUUUAUACAGAUGUGGAUAUUGUACCUGAGCAUAAAAAUGCUGAGCUCCAUCAAUCAAUGCUGAAUCUAGAAGGUGAAAUUGAACAAUUGAGAUUGAAGCUGAGGGCAUCGGACGAGAAACGGAGAGAAGCUUUGAAUAAGAUUUUAGAUAUUAAAGGCAGCAUUCGUGUGUUUUGUCGAGUUCGCCCGUUCCUACUGACAGAUCGGAGAAGAAUUUGUGAUCCCAUUUUGGUGGAGCAAGAUAAGGUCAGGGUUCGGUCGUCAGGAACUAAAAAGGAAUUUGAAUUUGAUAAGAUUUUCUCCAAAGAAACAUCCCAAGAGGAAAUCUACUCUGAGGUGGAACCAAUAAUCCAAUCUGCUCUCGACGGUCGAAACGUAUGUAUAAUAGCUUAUGGUCAAACGGGUACCGGCAAGACAUAUACCAUGGAUGGGAAAAUGGAGCAGCCAGGUAUAGUCCCCCGUGCUCUCGAGAUGCUCUUUCAUCAAACCUCCGUCGGUGCUUCAUCUACUGUGACGUUUUCCAUGAGUAUGUUGGAGGUUUACAUGGGUAGUCUUAGAGAUCUUCUGGCCCCAAAAGCAGCCUCAAGAAUGUAUGAAAAAUGCAAUCUCAACAUUCAAACAGAUCAAAAAGGAUUCGUUGAGAUCGAGGGCCUAACAGAAGUCCCGAUUCCUGACUUCGAGAAAGCCAGAUGGUGGUAUAAUAAGGGAAGGCGGGUUCGAUCUACUUCAUGGACUAAUGUGAAUGAAACAUCUAGCCGAUCGCACUGCUUAACGAAGGUCACCAUUUAUCGCUGCGUGGAUGCUUCGAAAGCUAAAACCGAAGUAAGCAAACUAUGGAUGGUGGAUCUUGGGGGAAGUGAGAGAUUGUUGAAAACUGGUGCGUGUGGUCUAACUCUCGACGAGGGAAGAGCGAUAAAUCUUUCACUUUCAGCUUUGGGUGAUGUUAUUGCAGCUCUAAGGAGAAAGAGAGGUCAUGUACCUUACAGAAAUAGCAAGCUAACUCAAAUACUCAAAGAUUCCUUAGGUGAUGGUUCAAAGGUGUUAAUGCUUGUGCAUUUAAGUCCAUGUGAAGAAGAUGUUGCAGAGACGAUCUGCUCAUUGAGUUUUGCGAAGAGAGCACGAGCAAUCGAGACAAAUCGAGAACUCCAGGAGGACUUGAAGAAGCAAAGAGAGAAAAGGAUUGCAGAGUUGGAUGAAAGCAUGAAGGAAGCUCAAGAGGAAUGCCAAAAAGUCAAGAACCAAAUACAAAAGGCUGAGUUUCUAUUAUGCGAAAACAAGAAACUAUUGUCUAGCGAUCAUCAUCCACAUGUCAAUACUCCGGAAGCGAACCAUAUAGUGCCCGUGGAAGAUCGGAAAGAAGUCACUAGCACUCCAAGAAAAUCUAAAGUUCCAAGUAAAACUAUCGUUUCCAAUUCAUUGCCUCGUUUCAUGACUUCUACAAUGGCGAGUCGCCAACGACAAAGUGCCGCAGAAAACAAAAUAGUGACGGGGAGGGUGAAAAGUUUGAGAUUUGGAGCAAGAAGCUCUGUCCAAUUCUCGAGUUCCCAAUCCAUAAGCUACUCAGAUUUUCGUAUAAGAGCAAGCCUACAAUUAUCUAAUAAGAAAUCGCGGUACGUAGAACCCGACACCCUCUCAACUGAACCUCCUCAAGUCAAUGGCUCAGAACCAAAAAAGGAUCCAUUGCCAUUGUCACUGCCAUUGCCACAAAGCAAAUUGGUAACUUCAUCUGAUUCAAACUUGAGAGUUAUGCUUUCUCGUCACCGAAGAAGGAUGUCUGAUCUAAUCUAACCGUCAAAAGAUUGGAAAGAAAUUUGUUGGUAUAUGAUUCUUAUCAAGUUUUCCCCCCCUUUUUUUGGUUUGUGGUGAUUUGGAGUGGUGGUUUCAUUGGUGACUUGCUGUGUGAAAAUAGAGUUAGCAAAAGAGAAAGAACAUAAAAGGAAAUAGAUUUUAGGGAGGAGGUUUCUUAAUUUGACUAAUUGGGCCAUUGGCUGUGUUUGGCUUUGGGGAUCUGUUGAUAUUUUUACAUGAUCCUUGUGUAUCUGGCCAUUUGUUUAGGUUUGUUUUGGUUUGGUUAACUUUUUGUUAACAUGAUAUUUGUAACCCAUACAAGGAUGAUAACUUUCAAAUACUUUUACUUGUAUGCUUUGUUGGUA